This is a messenger RNA of Spodoptera littoralis (African cotton leafworm), 2725 nucleotides long. Lineage: Eukaryota; Metazoa; Arthropoda; Insecta; Lepidoptera; Noctuidae. The record is from the annotation of a GenBank genome assembly.
AAUAACGUCGUAAUUACAUUUUUUUGUAAAUUAAAGUUAUAAUGUCAUUAUGUUCGAAAAGUCUAUUUACACCCGGAGAAACAUCGACCGAAAUGUUUUUUGGAGAUUUGCCGCGAGACGGCGCUAGUGUCGUUGUUGAAUUGAACGAAAUGGCGCCAUUUCUGAUUCUACAACGACUGAACGGCCAUUUGCGCGGGGCGCCCCGCUGAGUGUGUUUGUGUUUGGGAGCUACAACGUCGUAAAGUUUCAGACAAUAAUAUUAUUCAAGAUGGAUAACCGUGCAAGAAGAAUGGUGAAUAGUUGUACAAUAGUACCCCCAUUUAACCCUCACGAUACUCCAGAAGUUAGGAAACGAUGUAAUGAUGAUAUAUUCAUAUCGAAAAAUAAAUUAAUUAAAAUAAAUAAUACACCAGAACACAAUUUACCUGACUUAGACAUGGGUGGAUCAAGCUUUCCUACACCUAUUCCAUCAACUUCUGUUGACAAAACACCCGAUUCACCAACUUCCGUUGACCAAACUGCGGUUCCAUCUCCUAUUUCACCAAAUGAGGUUGCCAAAACUCAUUCACCAACUUGUAAUAUACCGCCAAUGAAUGAAAAUGAAGAAGAUUUUUCUCCAGACGACAGUGGAGAUGAAUACCGCCCUGAAAAAGCUAAACGCCCAAUAAUGAAAAUAAGACAGAGAUCGUCAUCGAGUUCUUCUUCCUCAUCAUCGAGUUCUUCUUCCUCGUCAUCGAGCUCUUGUUCCUCAUCAAGUUCUACAUCUUCUGGGAACACCUCACGGCACAGUGAUUCAAUUUUGUCGCAGAAUCAACCUUUUAUUCCAAAUGAAGAAAACCAUUCCAGUGCUGUAAAUAAUAAUCAUUUUCAGGAUUCACCAGCAGAAAUUUCAGUUACCAAUAAUAUUCAAAACGAUGAACCUAAUGACAUGGAUCUAAGCCGAGCAUCACCUCCUAUGAAACCAAAAAAAAGGCAAAGAAACCCAUUGUCUUGGAAGAAAAAUAAACGUGCUCAGUUAAAGAAUUCAGGCCAGGAAUAUAUUUCUAGGACGGGCAAGACCAUUUCGGCAAAAGAGAUGAAGCCUCCUUGUUCCAACAAAUGCAGAUACAAAUGUUCGGAACAUAUUGCAGAGGGCCAAAGAUAUGAGAUUUUCAAAAUGUAUUGGGAUUUGUCUUCGCUUCAAAGACAACGUGAUUUUUUGAAUUCUGCAAUAACUGUACUUCAGUUAGCACAAAGGCGUCUAAAAACUAAUGUAGAAAAAAACAAAAGACCGAAUACUUCCUAUUCUUUAAUAUCUAGCGGUAGGAGUGUUAGAGUAUGCAAAUUAUUUUUGUUGAAUACCUUGGGUAUUUCAGAACGUACUUUACGUACAGUCGUUGAAGCUAAGACCAAUAUUGAUUCCAACGGAGUAGCACCAAUUGACAAACGUGGUCGUCAUGAAAAUCAUAAAAAAACCUGUUCUGAGGUACAAGAGUCUGUUCGAAUUCAUAUUAAUUCAAUAAGUAGAAUUGAGAGUCACUAUCUCCGUGCCAAUACUAAUAGAGAAUUUAUUGAUGGUGGCUUAAGUAUUGCUGAUCUACAUCGUGACUAUAAAAGAAUAAGGGAAUUAGAAAACAAAGAGGCUGCAACUUACGAUUCAUACUUUCGCACAUUUAAUACCGAGUUUAAUAUUUCUUUUUUUACUCCAAAAAAAGACCAAUGUGAUGUCUGUGAACAAUAUAAAAAUGCUGUUGGAGAGGAUAAAGAGAAACUAGAAUCUAACUAUACAGAACAUUGCCGGCAGAAACUACUUAGUCGAAUGGAAAAGAAGACUGACAUAGAAUUAAGUAGAAAUAGGGACAGUAAUGAGAUAGUCGCAAUUUAUGAUCUUCAAGCAGUUAUGCCGGUGCCAGUUGGCGAGUCGUCAUCUUUUUAUUAUAAGUCUAAAUUGAACUGUUUCAACUUGACAGUGACAGAUAUAAAAGAAGACCAAACUUAUUGUUACUUUUGGCAUGAAGCUAUGGGAAGUAGAGGAGCAACGGAAAUCGGUUCCUGUAUUUUGAAAUACCUACAACAACUAGCUGUUAAUCAUCCUGGCAGUAACUUAACAUUUUAUACUGACAAUUGUGGUGGUCAACAAAAGAACAGAUUUAUAUUUUCUUUGUAUUUGUAUGCCGUCAAAACUCUUGCCGUCAAUAAAAUUACACAUAAAUUUUUAAUUAGAGGUCAUACACAAAAUGAAGGCGAUACUGCUCACUCUAUAAUUGAAAAGGCUAUAAAGAAAGCUAAAAAAUCUGGUGCUAUUUACGUGCCAGAUCAGUAUGUCCAAAUAAUAAGGUCUGCAAAGAAAAAAGGUAACCAAUUUAUUGUUGAAGAACUAAAUUUCGAUGAUUUUUAUGACGUCAAAAAAUUAACGGACGAGAUUGAACUUAACACUUUCAAAGAUGUGGAAGGGAAUACGAUAAAAACUUCGGAUAUAAGGGCAAUAGAAUUCAGAAAAGAUAAUGAUGCAGUAUACAGGUAUAAACUUAAGUAUGACGAUAACUGGAUUGAAGCUGAAAUUAAAAAAAAGAGCCAAAGAUCUACAAGCCAAAGAAUAACUAGAGACAUACGUGAUAUAAUUGUGACGCCGGUAUAUAAUUCAAGAAGAGAUAUUCCUGUCAAAAAGAAAAAUGAUUUAAAAGAGCUCUUACAGAAAAACAUUAUUCCUCGGUAUUACUCCACCUUUUACGAUAGUAUUUUUUAA